CAGGUGCAAGUACCUUGCUUCUCCGUGAUCUUCAACUGUGCACUGCAUCAGUGCUGCACGAACGACGUUCGAACUGAGUCCACCAAUCAGGGGUUCAUUGCACACGUUUCCUUCAAACCUUAAAAACUACAUAUGUACCUGGAUAUCUUGUUCCUGUGCAGUCUCGCCUUUGCUUCAACUCUUAAUCUGAUUCAUCUGAUCCCGCCCCAGCGUUGGGUUCGGUUACCACAAUCUGGGGGUGUGGGUCGCCGAGCACUGUCUCCCUACAGUAGUGCCCGUUUUCAUGUGCCUGGGUUUAACAGGCGGCUGAACAAAAACUUCAUGCCGCUAUUCAAAUAUACCCAUUAUUGUUGGCAAAUGCUUCGCAGGUCAGAGGCUGACUCUGCAAAUGGAACCUGGUACUCGGCAAGCGGGACAAGCAAGAGUGUAACCUUAAAGGGAGCUAGCUGUCGCCUCUAAACCUUAAAUCAAGAGUGCGCAUACGUGCUCAACUACAAACUUACUCAGUCAAAGCUCGGUGUAGAUCUGGAAUGGGAAAGGGGAGGACGGAACGAAAUACAAACAA
Molecule: messenger RNA, 565 nt
Organism: Aaosphaeria arxii CBS 175.79
Lineage: Eukaryota; Fungi; Ascomycota; Dothideomycetes; Pleosporales
Exons: 2
Coding region: 133-459 (108 amino acids)
Source: RefSeq, a predicted model, not a curated record